AUCCACCUACUCUUCUUGCCGCAGCGCUUAAACGUAUUCCGCUUGCACACAUUCACUUCCCCAUCUGGCGUACACGACAUAGACAGCGGCGGAUGGGCCCCAUCAGUGCACUCUCGUCCGUUAACGCAAUCGUUGCUAAGAUGUGCGCGACAGAUGUUGAGGCUGGCGUCAAUGUCCGGCGAAAACUGUGA
This is a messenger RNA of Sphaeroforma arctica JP610, 191 nucleotides long. RefSeq lists its product as hypothetical. The annotation marks the transcript as partial. The record is from RefSeq and is a predicted model, not a curated record. The transcript has a single exon. NCBI's taxonomy places the organism in Eukaryota, Ichthyosporea, Ichthyophonida.